GAGGCGGCGAAGGAGUCGUGGCGACGACGGCUCGACGAGUAUCGAAAACUUUACGUCACGCUGCAAGAGGACGGCUCCGAGGAUGAUUUAUCGUACAUAAAGCUGUACAAUUACGGCGAGCGCGUGCAGACGAAUAAGAUGCGCGCGUACUUGCCUCAACGCAUCGUGCAGUUUCUCACCGCCACGCACCCGACGGCGCACAAGAUUUAUCUGUGCAGGCACGGAGAGUCAGAGUACAACGUCACGGGACGUCUGGGGGGGAACUCCGGGAUCACCGCCAAGGGCGUGGCGUUUUCGGAAAUUCUCAGGCGGUGGUGCGAGACCCCGCGCACGGUUCGAGCGCGUCUGUGGACGUCAUCGCUUCUGCGCACGAUCGCGACGGCGGCGAACAUCGAGCACCCGACGGUGCACAACGGCGAGUGGGAGCAAAUGUCCCCGCGCGUCUAUCGCAACAUCGACGAAAUCUUCGCCGGCGACUGCGAGGGCAUGACGCCCGAAGAGAUCGUGGAGAAGAACCCGCAGGCCGCGUACUUGCGCUCGAUGGAUAAGAUCGGCUACCGCUAUCCGCGCGGAGAGAGUUACUUCGACUUGAUCUCCCGACUCGAGCCGUGCAUCCAAGAGAUGGAGUCGUACACCGAACCCGUCUUGAUCGUCUCCCACCAAGCCAUCCUGCGGUUGAUCUUCGCCUAUCUCACCGGAUGCGCGCGCGAGCGCGCGCCC
Ostreococcus lucimarinus CCE9901 is the source of this 720-nucleotide messenger RNA. RefSeq lists its product with no specific name. The record is from RefSeq and is a predicted model, not a curated record. Gene Ontology annotation, cellular component: cytosol. Gene Ontology annotation, biological process: fructose 2,6-bisphosphate metabolic process; fructose metabolic process. The transcript has 2 exons. Lineage: Eukaryota; Viridiplantae; Chlorophyta; Mamiellophyceae; Mamiellales; Bathycoccaceae. The annotation marks the transcript as partial. Gene Ontology annotation, molecular function: 6-phosphofructo-2-kinase activity; ATP binding; fructose-2,6-bisphosphate 2-phosphatase activity.